CGUCGGAAAGACGCAAUCGAGGAUCAUACUUAGACAAAACGCAGCCCCAUGUUGGUUAAUUUAUAUUUUUCAGAAACAUCAGCAGUGAGUCGAAGACUUGAAUGUAAUUACGCGAUUGAGGUUUACUACUGAGUUGAGACUUGAGAGAAACAGCAACAUGUUUCAUUCUACGUUGUCUCUUUACGUAUGCAAGAGCAAGCGCCUCUGCGUUCGACUUGUUUCUGCCGCACAGACUGGCUACCACUACACGACCUCAAAGAGCCCCCUUAAGUCGGAGUAUCGUAUAGCUUUGCGCAAAUACGAUCCGAUCGUUAAUCAGCACGUGAUGUUUUACGAAUCAAAAUUACCGGUUUGGAAACGACAAGUUAAAAGAGCUAUCGAGAUGCGGUAUGCUCGCCACACUGGAGAACGAAACAAAGAGCUUAUCAUGAAAUUGACGAAGGGUGACCGAAGAAGAGAAGAGCAGAAAAACGAAAAAGGGACGUUUGGUUGAGUAGCUCUGUAGGCUUUCGUGGUCGGAGCGACUGGUGGAGUAAAAUAUGAACCACGCAUCAAUUUUAAACAUAGCGACCUGCUCAGCUCUCACACACACACUCACACAGAAUCGAUAAUGAAUGUAUGUAGGAAAGCAAACUUGUUUUGGCGAUGGACGUCGCCAGCUUCAUGAGAUCGCCUGCUUCUUGAUAUUGGAAUGAUUUAUCUAAUAUCAAAAAAUCGUAAUCGUUUGCAUUGAACUUAAGAGAAGUAUGCGCGCACCA
Molecule: messenger RNA, 758 nt
Organism: Amoebophrya sp. A25
Lineage: Eukaryota; Dinophyceae; Syndiniales; Amoebophryaceae
Source: the annotation of a GenBank genome assembly